GCACCGCCCGCACCCGCGCCGGGCCCCGCAGCGCCGCCGGGCGCCGGGGGACGCGGGGCGCACAGGAAAUACCAAAAUAAAGCAGAUGUUGUGUCCUGCACUGUUAUCUCAAGGUUUUGCAAGUCAUUCUGUUACGUGCUUCUUGGCAGCAGGAAUGUAAACUAAUUCUUUCAGCACUGAACUAGAACCUUGACAAGGUUAAAAUUACAGCUAUAAAACACAGCACACUACUGAGCUCACAGGCCAUUGCAAUUACAUAGGUUUUGAUCUUUUUUGUCACUCAGUCACAUGAUUUCUUCUACAUUUUCGAUUUUAAGAAUGCAAGGACAUACUUAACACAAUUAAAGGAAUUUCAUAGAAGAUUCAAUAUUGCAUAAACAUGGGUGCAUUUUUGGAUAAACCAAAAACUGAAAAACAUAAUGCUCAUGGUGCAGGGAAUGGCUUGCGUUACGGCCUCAGCAGUAUGCAGGGAUGGAGAGUGGAAAUGGAAGAUGCUCACACAGCUGUUGUAGGUAUUCCCCAUGGCUUAGAGGACUGGUCCUUUUUUGCUGUCUAUGAUGGUCACGCGGGAUCUCGUGUUGCAAAUUACUGCUCCACACACUUAUUAGAACACAUCACUAACAAUGAAGACUUUAGGGCGACAGAAAAACCUGGAUCUGCUCUUGAACCUUCAGUGGAAAAUGUCAAGAGUGGAAUCAGAACUGGCUUUCUGAAAAUUGAUGAGUAUAUGCGCAAUUUUGCAGACCUCAGAAAUGGCAUGGACAGAAGUGGCUCAACAGCAGUGGGAGUUAUGAUUUCACCUGAGCAUGUGUACUUUAUCAACUGUGGUGAUUCACGUGCUGUUCUCUAUAGGAAUGGACAAGUCUGUUUUUCAACACAGGAUCACAAACCUUGCAACCCAAGGGAGAAAGAGCGGAUCCAGAAUGCAGGAGGCAGUGUAAUGAUUCAGCGUGUUAAUGGUUCAUUGGCAGUUUCUCGAGCCCUGGGGGACUAUGACUACAAAUGUGUUGAUGGUAAAGGCCCUACAGAACAACUUGUUUCUCCAGAGCCUGAGGUGUGUGAAAUUUUAAGGGCAGAAGAAGAUGAGUUUAUCAUCCUGGCUUGUGAUGGCAUCUGGGAUGUAAUGAGCAAUGAAGAGCUCUGUGAAUAUAUAAAGUCUAGACUUGAAGUAUCAGAUGACCUGGAAACAGUGUGCAAUUGGGUAGUGGACACUUGUUUACAUAAGGGGAGUCGUGAUAACAUGAGUAUUGUAUUAGUUUGUUUUUCAAAUGCUCCUAAGGUCUCAGAGGAGGCAGUGAAAAAAGAUGCUGAGUUGGAUAAGUACUUGGAAUCACGGGUUGAAGAAAUUAUGGAAAAAGCAGGUGAAGAAGGAAUGCCUGAUCUUGCUCAUGUUAUUCGUAUUUUAACUGCAGAGAAUAUCCCUAAUUUACCACCAGGAGGUGGUUUAGCUGGCAAGCGUAAUAUUAUUGAAAAUGUGUAUACUAGGCUGAAUCCACACAGAGACAAUGAGGGGGAGCCCGGCGCGGCCGAGGAAGGCGGAACGCAGGGGAGGUUGGUGGAGGCGCUGAGGCAGAUGCGGAUUAAUCAUAGGGGCAACUACCGCCACCUGCUGGAGGAGAUGCUGGCCGGGUACCGCCUGGCGCAGCUGCAGGGCCCGGGCCCGCCCGAGGACUCCGCGGCCGCCGAGCCGGAGCCGCCCCCGCCCCGCGCCGGCCCCGCGCCGGCCCCGGGCAGCGACCGGAGCGGCGAGCAGCACUCCUGACACUCGCAGCGAGCUAGCGCUGCGCUUCACCGCCGCGGCUUCCUCUGCUCAGAACCCAGUCUGGGCCACUGCUAGCCUGGAAGACUGUUUGGCUUUACUGUAGUUAUGUGUACAGAUUGUUUAUACAGAGCUCUUACUUCCUUAGAAGUUCAACUACUGUGGGAUAGUACAGUAAUUGCAUCCUAAGUUGUGUAGCAAGAUUUAACUUCCCAUUUGAGAUUUCGAUCUUCUUUUUUCAAAUCCUGUGUCAUCAACAACAGGAAUCUAACAGGAGCACACAAAAAGAUGUCUUAAAACUUCUUUUGAGAACAUUAUUAAAUAAUAGUUUUGAUGGUAUAUGUUUGCUCAUUGUGAAGUAAUUUACAUCUUCGUUGUAUCUUUUGUGCAAUUUAGUUGAACUAUACAAAUUAUUCAGGCUUUUUUUUUUUCCCCCAGCAUAAUUACUGCAUGUUUGUUUGGUUUGUAUAUAGUUUCCAUUGCAGCUAAAUUACAAAAGCUGUUACAUUUUAGGUUGUCACUUAUGAAAUGUUUGAUUUCUUUUUUUGGUUUAGAUUGUAUCCAGUGUUCAUCAUAAAUACUGAUUUUCUUAGACAAUGGUAUUAUUACUUCUCAGGUUCUAGCAUAGCAUAUAUCCAGAAAUGAAAAUGUACUUUAAAUUUAGUACCUAGUGUCAAGUUACAAUAAUUUGUGAUCAAGUGAAAAUAAAGAAUAUGCUGUGGAAUAAUAUCUGUAUGCAUAUUGACUCUUUUAAGCAAAUAAUAAACUUUCUUUGAAGUGUUAUUACUCUGACAUGACUUGAAACUUUUCAUAGCUUCUGAUGUAAACUCAUGGUGUUCUUUAGUUUUGACAAAGCUUUGAGAUAUUUUGGGUUUGGAGCAUUUGUCCUGUAUUUGGGCAACAUUUCUCAGGUUCAAGCUAAACAUCAGCCAUAUAAAUGAAUAAACUAUUCUUCUAAAGUCUGC
Vidua macroura (Pin-tailed whydah) is the source of this 2724-nucleotide messenger RNA. It is a transcript of the gene PPM1B, whose product is annotated as protein phosphatase, Mg2+/Mn2+ dependent 1B. Gene Ontology annotation, molecular function: manganese ion binding; protein serine/threonine phosphatase activity; magnesium ion binding. Gene Ontology annotation, biological process: positive regulation of canonical Wnt signaling pathway; negative regulation of canonical NF-kappaB signal transduction; positive regulation of canonical NF-kappaB signal transduction. Gene Ontology annotation, cellular component: nucleus; cytosol. NCBI's taxonomy places the organism in Eukaryota, Metazoa, Chordata, Aves, Passeriformes, Viduidae. Bases 380 to 1762 code for a protein of 460 amino acids. The transcript has 8 exons. The record is from RefSeq and is a predicted model, not a curated record.